AUGAGCGCGACCACGCAAACAGAGCCGCCCACGCUCAAAACCGACACCGGCCUCACGGCGUCUACACAUAGCUCGACGAGCAGCGCAGAGCGAUAUCGCCUCGAUGAGUUCGACACAAAUCCCAUCCUGCUGUAUAAGUACAGAGGUGGGCUGCAGACUUCGUCGCAGAAGGAUCUGUGCGCAUGGCUGGACAAAGAUGAGAAUUUCCGCGUGACCAAGAAGUCCAUACCACGGUUAUGUUCUUACAUCGAUGUGAAGCGCCACGACCUCUAUCUACCAGAAGAGAAGGAACAGUACAGCAGUCUGCCCAACUUCGACUCUUCGCUCGCAUCCGUCAAGAUCCCGUCGCAGGCAUACUGGAGCAGGCUGUUCUUGGGAGGCUACGAUAACUUGUUCAUCGUGUCGCCUGAGACGAGUCCUAACUCGAGUGUCGCCAGCGGUGACAGCAAGCGCUCGAGUCCGACGUCGACUUGGGGCCAGAACAGCGAGGAAGACGCAAGGACUGGCGCAGCACAGGAUGCGCAGCAGUCGCAAUAG
This is a messenger RNA of Zasmidium cellare ATCC 36951, 537 nucleotides long. RefSeq lists its product as uncharacterized. Bases 1 to 537 code for a protein of 178 amino acids. The transcript has 2 exons. The record is from RefSeq and is a predicted model, not a curated record. NCBI's taxonomy places the organism in Eukaryota, Fungi, Ascomycota, Dothideomycetes, Mycosphaerellales, Mycosphaerellaceae.